Messenger RNA from Columba livia (rock pigeon), 1303 nucleotides. RefSeq names its product bublin coiled coil protein (gene BBLN). The record is from RefSeq and is a predicted model, not a curated record. The transcript is spliced from 2 exons. NCBI's taxonomy places the organism in Eukaryota, Metazoa, Chordata, Aves, Columbiformes, Columbidae. Bases 147 to 419 code for a protein of 90 amino acids.
GCGCCCUGCGCGCUAACCACAAGCUUUACCGCAGCGCCGGCCGGUCGGCCCGCGUGACGCGUGCGGCGCGCAGCUUUCCCAUUGGCUGGCGGCCUCCGCGGACGAACGGACGCGCCGCCCGGCCGGUUCCGACUCGCGGCCGCGGGAUGUCGGGGCCCAACGGGGACCCGCACGUGCCGGCGGGCGGCAGCGGCGACGAGGACGGGGACAGUUUCGGGGAGGAAGAAUAUGCAGCAAUAAACUCCAUGCUGGACCAGAUCAACUCUUGCUUGGAUCACCUGGAGGAGAAGAAUGAUCAUCUACACGCCUGCUUGAGAGAACUGCUGGAGUCCAACCGCCAGACGCGCCUGGAGUUCCAGCAGCAGAGCAAGCAGCAGCACACGGAACCCCAUGUGCAGGGCUCACAGCCUCCUGUCUAGCGUGCUGGCUACGAACUCUCAGUUCAUAUUGCUACAGGAACAUUUACUGGUCACCAAAUAACGUAAAACUUGAAUACGAGAGGUCCCUCGUGCCCGUUACCUGUUCCUUGCUAUGGUUGUGUCCUGCCAUUCACCUACGCGUUUCUCGUUAGCUGUGGCAGGUGCAAAGCACACAGGUGGCUGUAGGAGAGCUGGUUCUCUUUGCUCCCCAGCGUGAGCCUGGCACUGACACGUGGUUAAAGCUGGCUGUAGGAAGGCCGAUGCCAUGCAGGUUGUUUGUAAGCAGGCCCGGGAAAAAUUAUCUCUGUUCUUUUACGCUGUUAAAUCCAAGCAAGGAGUGUUAUGGCUCUUGACUUGCCCUCAAAAAGCACAGUAGGUGGGGGCUGUCCUGACCCCAGGCUUGUCCCUAAGUGACAGUCACCAUCUGCUGACAGAUUUUGAGAGGGGAGCGCUAGGCCAGCUCCUGCCUUGGAACUCCAGUUUCCCCAUUAUUCACAUUAAUGGUGAUGUAAGAAAUAUUGGCAGAUGGUCCCAGAUCACUGGACUCUUCUGUCCCCUUCCAAGGGAAUGGUUUUGACUUAUAAUUGGAAGCUGCCUAACCCCUUAAGCUGCCAUUAAAGAAUCAGGCUUUAGAGAGUGGCAGAGCAGCCUGGUUAGUCCCCUGCACAGCAUUAGCUCUGCAAAGCCCAGAGGCUUGUACAUUUUGACAAGAACAAGCUUGAGCAUUCCAGUCUGAAACUUUGUGAUCUUGUCAGGAUGGCCUGGGACCAGCACUAUGAAACAAGUCGUCUUGUUCUACUUCUGUGGAGUUAAAGGAGUUUUUUGGAAAGUUAAAGUGGUUACUUAUAAGAAAUCUGUUUUAUUAAAAUCAGUUUGAAACACAA